AUCUGAAACAGAGGAAAAAAAAAAUAGAGGGACCAUCCCAAUCCAUCCGGACGCUAGGCAGAAUGGAAAGAAAGAGAUGAAUGCUUCUGUUGCUGCUGCAGCUGUCUCUUCUUCCUCUGCCUCUGUUCUUGCUCUUUUCUCCACCUUUACUUCGUCCUCUCCUACAACCAAAUGCUGUCAUCACCUCAUCUUCCACUGCUCCAAGAAGCCCCCUACCAAUGCAUCCUUUCCGCAACAUCGACCCAACAAAUUCCUCAGCCGAGUCAUAAAUGACUCAAAUCAAACAGAAGUGUCAGUCUCUGAAAGAUCAGAGGCUGACAAGCUCGUGGACGGCAUGGAUUUUGGUGAGCUCUGCAAUGAAUUUGAAUGCAUCAGUAGCCCCUCUGUUGAAGCCACCGCCAGACAACUCGUGCGUGAUAUCCUAGUGCUUCGUCAAGGAAAUCGUGCCCUCGGGACCUUUGCUGCUUCUGUUAAAUAUAAGGAUCCAUUCAGAAGUUUUACUGGUCGAGAAAAGUACAAGAGACCGCUAUGGGCAAUUCAAGCGCUAGAGGACCCCAAAGUGAGUGUGCAGGAAAUGGUCAUGCUGUCCACCAGUUUGUUGAGCAUAAAAUGGACGCUGAGGGGGAAGCCUAAAUCUCUAAUUGGAGAAGAACUGAUUGUUAAAGUACACUCCAAAUUCACCUUGAACCAAAUUAGUGGGCAAGUGAUUGAGCAUGAAGAAUUAUGGGAUUUAUCAGCAUCUUCAUUCCUUGCUCAAGCGUAUUUCUGGGCUUCGCGGAGACUCCAUGCUACUUCAGAGGCUGGAAAAGAUGUCAUAGAUUUUGUCGAGGACUUCAACAGACGACGCAUAACAGAGAACAAGAAUGUUGAGAUGUAUCCAGACCCUUCUGGUGAUCCAACGAAAUUCUUCCAGAGGGAUGACAGCUUCCAAAGAGAUGCCUAUCAAUUUGCAUUGUUUCUUGCCGUUCUCUAUUUCGUUGUACAGUUCCUGAGAACAACCUUGUAAAACUAGCUUAUGUGCUCGUUCACAGCUUGGAGUUAAAAAGAAGAACCAGGCAACUGCAGUGCUUCUGCAAGAUCCAGCAUGCACAUAGACACAGACAAGAUGCUAUCAGAAUAUCCUACAAUCUAUCUUAUAACCGGAAGAAAUGAGCGACAAACUUUUUUUCAAGUAAAGCGAACGUUUACUUCCCUCAUAUAAUUACGAGCAAUAGCCAAUAGAUAUGCCCAGUUUGUGAUCCCAGCAUCAGAAGACAAAGAAAUGAUAAAGCUACAAUUUUGUGUAUGGUAA
Coffea eugenioides is the source of this 1291-nucleotide messenger RNA. RefSeq lists its product as uncharacterized. Lineage: Eukaryota; Viridiplantae; Streptophyta; Magnoliopsida; Gentianales; Rubiaceae. The coding region runs from base 77 to 1006 and encodes 309 amino acids. The record is from RefSeq and is a predicted model, not a curated record. Gene Ontology annotation, cellular component: chloroplast. The transcript is spliced from 6 exons.